AUGUCCGCUGAAUUAAAAAGUCAUAAAUUAGACCGCUCAAUCGGAAGUAAUAAAGCUGGUCAUGAACAUCCAAUUAGUAGGAACUAUGUCAAUAAUGUCCACAAUGCCAAUAAACAUAAACUCUCAGACUACCCUAUGAUGCUGACAAUAACCCAUAUUGGAACUAGUCGUUUAUCAUCAUCAUCAUCGUCAUCAUCAUCAUCAUCAUCAAAUUCUUCUUCUUCCUCUUCAUACUCUAGAGGGUUUAUCUCAGAUAAUCUUUCAGAAUAUAGGUCGAUGGAUCCCAAGAGCCCAAAUAGACCAGUAAGAUAUCGCUCAAUUCAUAGCAAAUAUACAUCAAUAAGAGAAGAUACCCAACAUGAAUUAGUUACCGACAAGGAGGAAAUUCAAAAUAAUAAAGAAGUUAGCAUAAAUAUAUUGUCCAAACCAAAUAAACAUACAUCCAUAGACUAUCACAACCAAGGAGUUGAUACAACUUAUCAAAUAAACUCAGGGCAAAUAAGUAGGCAUAAGCAAAUGUCAAAGUCUUUACCAAAUACACCAAAGCCUCUUCAAUAUCAAAAGAGCUUGAGUUUAUCGCAUUCCCCUAGAAAAUUGUCAUUAAAAUCACCCUCUAGAAAUUUUAGUUUUAAAUCAAAUAGUAAACUUAAUGUUGGCACUAAGCAUGAUCAGGAAAAGAAACGACCGGUUAAAAUGAAAGAGGUUUUUUCAUUGUUUGUUAAUUCAAUCAAGGUGUCCAAUAAUAGCAAUAAUAGUAACGAUCGUAGUGACCAAGAAGUGCCGCCUAAACAUGAUUUGAAAAAAGUAAAAUCAAUUUCAAAACCAUACAACCCGAAACAUGUUCAUCAUGUUGGUUUUGAUCCUGUUACAGGAGAUUAUAUAGGCUUACCAGAGAAAUGGCAAGCUCUUCUUGAGUCAAAUGGUAUUACUAAGAAAGAGCAGGAAAAAGAUAUUAAGACGCUACUUAAUGUUGUCCAAUUUUAUCAAGAUGUUUCAGCUUCAAAAACAACGGAUAAACUGCUUCAAACAUUUCCACUAGAAAAAGGAACCAUCUGUGUGGAUGAUACACAAGUAUCGACACCGUCAAAUAUAACAAGUAGUGCCGAUGAUGAUGCCGCCAAACCUUCCUUUAAUGAGAGUUUGAUGCCUGCAAUCUCAAUUGAAAGUCGGCAUAAAAACGAAGUAAACCAACUAAUUUUGAAGGAAAGCUUUUCUACUGAAGACAAAUUCAUCCCAAGUAGACCAGCCCCAAAGCCACCAGCAUUACAGGAAUUAAAAGCUAUUCCUCCCAAGUCUCCCAACCGUCCGAAGGCCACUCGAGUGAAAAAUAACUCAUCAAAAAUAACGUCAGUUAAUUCUCUUCCUAAUAAUGGCGAACCAACUGUUCAAUUUAGUAAUGAUCAGAAAUCGCAUAAAUCACAACGGGUUGGAACUUCCACAGAUACAUUUAGGUUCGAAAAAUCUCUUAGCGGCAAUAAAAAAACAAUUUCGAUUACAAGUACAAGUACCAGCACAUCCAAACACCCUACAAACUAUAGGGAAUCUUGGGGAAUAAAAGGUCACACAGAUAAAAAAGAAAACUCGAAUGUUAUUAAGAGAGAUGAAGGAAAUAAGAAAGCAGAGAAAGACAAACGAAUGCAAGUUGUGCUAUCGAGAUUAUCUAAAAUUUGUACACCAGGAACACCUGAGGAUAAAUUUGAAACAUACCUAAAAAUUGGUCAAGGUGCUUCGGGUGGUGUAUAUUUAUCUCAUUCCAGAAGCGAUAAGUCCCAGUGUGUAGCUAUCAAACAGAUGAACUUGGAGAAACAACCAAAGAAGGAGCUAAUUGUAAAUGAAAUCAUGGUAAUGAGCUCAAGUAAACAUCAAAAUAUUGUAAACUAUAUUGACUCAUACUUAUCUGGUCUUGAUUUAUGGGUUGUAAUGGAGUACAUGGAAGGUGGCUGUCUUACUGAUGUUGUAACUUAUUGCGUUCUUACGGAAGGUCAGAUAGGUGCUGUGUGUAGAGAAGUAUUACAAGGUUUAGAAUUCCUACAUUCGAAAGGGGUCCUUCAUCGGGACAUAAAGUCAGAUAAUGUCCUACUUUCAAUGAAUGGAGAUAUUAAACUAACUGAUUUUGGAUUUUGCGCUCAAGUCAAUGAUACUGUAAUAAAAAGAACAACCAUGGUGGGCACUCCGUACUGGAUGGCCCCUGAAAUUGUAUCACGUAAGGAGUACGGUCCAAAAGUUGAUAUUUGGUCUUUAGGCAUCAUGAUAAUAGAAAUGAUCGAGGGCGAACCGCCUUAUCUAAAUGAGACUCCGCUGAGGGCAUUGUAUUUAAUUGCGACAAACGGCCGUCCUGAAGUGCAAGAACCUGAUAGAUUGAGCAAAGACUUCAAAGAGUUCAUUGAUAAAUGCCUGGCUGUCACUGUAAGUGAAAGAGCGGAAUCAUCGGAAUUGCUGCAACAUAAAUUCAUAACUGAAGUGGCCGAGAAUACAGAAGGUUUAUCCGCCCUGGUGAAAUUUUCUAGAAUGAAAAAAGCUGCAGAGCAAAAUAGUGAUUCGGAAGGGCGUUCCAGCAGUUCAUCUUCAAAAGCUGUUGCUUCUGUUGAAUCAGGGAUACAAUAG
Molecule: messenger RNA, 2604 nt
Organism: Nakaseomyces glabratus
Lineage: Eukaryota; Fungi; Ascomycota; Saccharomycetes; Saccharomycetales; Saccharomycetaceae
Product: STE20 family serine/threonine-protein kinase
Biological process (GO): intracellular signal transduction; regulation of MAPK cascade; protein phosphorylation
Cellular component (GO): cytoplasm
Molecular function (GO): protein serine/threonine kinase activity; ATP binding
Source: RefSeq, a predicted model, not a curated record